AUGUUUUAUUUUUGCAACCAACCAUGCGCAGUGUAUCCACUCUACGCCCUUUUGCUUGCUGAACUCGACCUCCCCCACACUCUCCCUGGCACUCUUCUCUCUGCUUCCCCUCCUCCCUCUCUCUACCCUCUCUGUCUGCUGCCCAUCUCUCCUGUCUGCUGCACCUGUCCCUUCUCCCUUGUCCCUCAACUCUCUUCCCUACGUUGUCCCUUCCCCAUUGAAUUCUCACCCUCUGCCGCUUCUCCUCCCGCUCUCUGCCGCCCGCAGACGUCCAGCGCAGUGCUGCAGGAGAUCCGUGUCGCCAUCGCUGACGUGUACGACACGACGCGCGCGCUCUCCGAGCUGGCGGCGCUCGUGCCAGCUGGCGCGCAGCUAUUCGGCGUGGGGACCGGGGAGAGCCUGAUGCUGGCAGCAGCAGCAGCCAGGGCGGAGGAGGGAGGAGGAGGAGGAGGGGGAGAGGGAGAGAUGAUGGAGGUGCAGCAGAGGCUGGAGUGGGAGAGGGAGAGGAGGAGGAGGGAGGGAGUGAGUGUGGCAGACCUCCCUUCUGUGGAACAGCUGCUGACAGCAGGCCUUGCUGGGAUCGUGGGAGAGGGGGGAGGGAUGGGGGGAGGAGGGGAGGGGGAGGUGCAGGCGCGGGUGGCGGAGGUGGUGGGGAGGUGCCGCAAGGUGGAGGCGCUGUGGCGGGCGGAGAUGUCGGGGCUGCAGGAGGAGAUGGGGUUCUACCGCGGCUGCCAUGCUGCCCAGGCAUCGCAUGUGAAGCAGAUAGCGUCGGCAGCCAAGGACGCGCUGCAGACUGUGCUGGGAGACGCGCAUGAGAUUGUCUCUGCCGCCGCCACCUCCAUCCAAAAGCGGCGGUUGCAGAUUCUGCUGGCAGUGACCGACUUUGAGAGCGAGCCCACACCCGAAAUGAUGCAGCAGCUCGCAGUCAAGGUCAAGGAGGAGGCGGGCACGCUGAGGCGCUUUGCGGAGCUGCUGCCGCAGGCCUUCUCAGCCGAGGCCAAGGUGGCCGAGGUGCUUGACCCCCUGGAGCGCGAGUUCAAGGAGCGGAUGCAGGCCAAGGUGGCGGAGGUGUUUGACCCCCUGGAGUGCAAGUUCAAGGAGCGGAUGCAGGUGAGGAGAGGGGUGCAGUGCAGCAAGGAGGGAACAGGUUUGGUUGGUGGUGAUGUGACGAAGGCCCGACGGGUGAGGGGUGAGGAAAGGGGAGGGAAGGUGGAGUGA
Closterium sp. Naga37s-1 is the source of this 1218-nucleotide messenger RNA. The record is from the annotation of a GenBank genome assembly. Lineage: Eukaryota; Viridiplantae; Streptophyta; Zygnematophyceae; Desmidiales; Closteriaceae.